AUGGGUUGUUUCGCCAGCAAAAGCUCUGAGACGAAAGCGAGUAGAGUCUCGCGGUGGCGAUCCACUGGCAUUGUUGCUUUGCGCGAUUCCAAAUUGAAGACUUUUCCGGAUGAAAUUAUUGAUUUAGACAGAUCUGUACGCACUCUUGACUUAACGCAUAAUCGAAUAGCUGACAUUCCUUUGGAAAUUAGCAAAUUGAUUAAUAUGCAGCGCCUGGUAUUAGCGGACAACAUCAUUGAGAGAUUGCCAGUGAAUUUGGGGAAACUCCAGUCUCUCAAACUCAUGAACCUUGAUGGAAAUCGAAUUACUUCCUUGCCUGAUGAAUUGGGCCAGUUAGUAAGGCUUGAACGCUUGUCCAUCUCAGGGAAUUUGUUAACAUCCUUGCCGGCAACUAUUGGCAGUUUGAGAAACCUGUUGAUUUUAAAUGUCUCAAACAACAAGUUACAGUCCCUUCCAGAAUCUGUUGGGAGUUGCUUCUCUCUCGAAGAAUUACAAGCUGAUGAUAAUCUUAUUGAAGAUCUUCCUUCUUCAGUGUGCAAUCUCUCUCACUUGAAAUCCCUUUGCUUAGACAACAAUAAUGUGAAGCAGAUACCUCUGAAUCUAUUGAAAGAUUGCCACGCUCUUCAGAACAUAUCACUGCAUGGUAAUCCUAUAUCAAUGGACCAAUUUCAACAGAUGGAUGGGUUUCAAGAGUUUGAAGCAAGAAGAAAAAAGAAAUUUGACAAACAAAUUGAUUCAAAUGUAAUGAUUGGCUCCAAAGGUCUUGAUGAGGGUGUCGAUCUAUGA
Lathyrus sativus (Indian pea) is the source of this 786-nucleotide messenger RNA. The record is from the annotation of a GenBank genome assembly. Lineage: Eukaryota; Viridiplantae; Streptophyta; Magnoliopsida; Fabales; Fabaceae.